AUGGAUAAGCUAAACAAGAUAGAUCUCCGAGUGAAGGCUUUUCAUGUGCCACCAAUGCUUGUUAUGCUUCAAGAUGGCGGAUCAGUUUCACUUGGAGCCACAAUUAUGUACUCCAUUCAAGAUGCAGUUGUGGCCACUCUGUCCUUGCAAAACAUCAACCACACCAUUCGGACUCUUGCUCAGUCAGUCAUGUACCAAGUUGUGAGCCUUUAUUCCAUGGAGAAGCUGCGCAGAAACAAAAAAGACCCAAACGCUUUCAUUAAAAAAGAACUGCAGGAGGAGAUUAUGCAAUGGGGUCUGUCUAUACACAAUGUUGAGCUCUCUCAAAUUACCGAAUUGACUCCGCCGCCCACGGCAGUUCAAAAUGUCCAGGAGCAGUUAGGACCUAUUUUUGGGCAACUUGGUGGACUUGAAGGGCUUAUAUCUACAGCGGCUGAUUUUUACUUGCCACAAUCAGAUGGCAUUGAGGAAACUGAGAUCGAAGUAUCGCGCAGCUUGAUACAAACUUUCAAAGACAAAAUUGAGAAACUUCUAGAUUAUUCAAUGACAGAGACUAUUGGUAAAAAGUUCAUGUUCCAUCUGUUUCCCGGAAGCACUAUUUCAGACAACUGCUUAGACAGUUCACGAAUUUUGGUGCUAGAUUGUAAAAACUCUCCCGUAGGCGUUAAAAUUUACGGACAUGACGAGAUGAGCUACUACGAGCGAGCGAGUUGCGACGUGGAAGUGAAAGUCGGGAUUUCCGACUUACUGAAGCUAUUGAAUGGCCAAAUAUCAAAAACCUCUCUCUAUUUCCAAGGACGAGUUGAAGUAAAUGGCGAUACUUCAGCCCUUGAACUUCUGUCACAAUUUAAAGACGAGUUUCAAAUAUCUGAAUUAUAG
Molecule: messenger RNA, 879 nt
Organism: Symsagittifera roscoffensis
Lineage: Eukaryota; Metazoa; Xenacoelomorpha; Acoela; Convolutidae
Product: stomatin-like protein 1
Exons: 1
Coding region: 1-879 (292 amino acids)
Cellular component (GO): plasma membrane
Source: RefSeq, a predicted model, not a curated record